Messenger RNA from Pyricularia pennisetigena, 1509 nucleotides. RefSeq lists its product as uncharacterized. The record is from RefSeq and is a predicted model, not a curated record. Gene Ontology annotation, cellular component: mitochondrion. Gene Ontology annotation, biological process: mRNA pseudouridine synthesis; tRNA modification. The transcript has 2 exons. The coding region runs from base 1 to 1509 and encodes 502 amino acids. Gene Ontology annotation, molecular function: RNA binding; pseudouridine synthase activity. Lineage: Eukaryota; Fungi; Ascomycota; Sordariomycetes; Magnaporthales; Pyriculariaceae.
AUGAAAAAAAGUCUACGGAAGCUGGCCGAUAUGGUUAUACCAUCAGUGACGGGCCUAGAUGGCAUCUUUGCCAUCAACAAGCCAAUGGGCAUGUCCUCGGCUCAGGUGAUCCGUGACUGUCAAGCCUACUUCCAGCCCUCUCGCCUAUUCGCCCCAAUGCUCGCGCGCGAAGCCGAGGAGGCUCGCCGCGACGCCGCGACGCAGGGCAAACAUAACCGCAAGUGGAAGAAGAGGAAGCAGGACCCCCGCGUCAAGAUGGGCCACGGCGGCACGCUGGAUCCGCUGGCCACGGGCGUGCUGAUCCUGGGCGUCGGCCGCGCCACCAAGUCCCUCCAGAACUUUCUCGAGUGCACCAAGACCUACGAAACCACCGUGGUUUUUGGCGCCGCCACCGACACGUACGACCGCGUCGGGCGCAUCCUGACCAAGAAGUCGUACGACGAAAUCACGAGGGAAAAGGUGGAGAAGCAACUGGAUGCGUUCAGGGGCAAGUACAAGCAGAUGCCCCCGCUGUACUCGGCGCUCAAGAUGAACGGCAAGCCGCUCUACGAGUACGCUCGCGAGGGCAAGCCAAUCCCGCGCGAGAUAGAAACCCGUGAGGUCGAGGUUCUCGGUCUGGAGCUGUUGGAGUGGUAUGAGCCGGGCACUCACAACCACAGAUGGCCGACUGAGGAGGCAGGCAUUGCCGAGAAGAGCCUCGCUGAGAGCGUGUGGAGGGUGGAGCACGAGCAGGCGACCGGCAAGAAGAUGACACCUGAGCAGGGCGCGGAGGAGGACCGGGCAUUUGCCGCUCACCAGUCGUUCAAGGAGCAGGCCGAGGAGCGGCAGGACAAGCUCGUCUUUGAGCGGGGUCAGAAGCGCAAGGCCGAAGAGAGCAAUGGCAGGCCGAACAAGAAGCAGCAGCAGGGGAAGCAAGGUCGAGAGCAGCUCAUGUCAGGAGCGCUAGGGGAGCUGCCACCGGGAGGCCCGUCUAAGGGACGCGGGUCAGAUUUGGUGCCGCCAGCUCCUAGCGCGGACACGCCACCGCCAUGGGACGGCAAGGGGCCGCCAGCUUGCAAGAUCAGGAUGACGGUCACAUCUGGAUUCUACGUGAGGAGUUUUGCACAUGAGCUGGGCGAGAAGGUGGGGUCGGCCGCAUUGAUGGCUGAGCUGGUCCGUAACAGACAAGGCGACUUUGCGCUGGCCGGAGACAACUGCCUCGAAUACGACGACCUUGUCAAGGGCGAGAGCGUGUGGGGUCCAAAGUUGGAAAAGGUUCUCCACCAGUGGUCGUCGACACACUUACAAGGGGUGGGACCUCUGAAGAGCAUCUACACCGAAGAAGAAGCAAAGGCUACCGCUGUCGAGCAGAAUCAGUCGGGUACCGCUUCAGAUGAGAAGCCAGCUGCAGCUCCUGCCGAAGAAUCCAAGGCCAAGCAGUCAGUUGCCGAAGGGCAAGAGACAAAGCCAACGGACACCAAGGGUGAGACCACCGACGGCUAUGAAGAGUGGAAUGGUUUUUCUGAUUAA